Messenger RNA from Amoebophrya sp. A120, 1525 nucleotides. NCBI's taxonomy places the organism in Eukaryota, Dinophyceae, Syndiniales, Amoebophryaceae. The record is from the annotation of a GenBank genome assembly.
GGAACGACUAACUUCAUCUCUGCCUCUGCAACCAAGGAAAAAGCUGUUGAGGUUGCUUUGUUCUCCGGCUUUUUGUGUCGUCGCCGUCGGGCAAUGGAGGUACGAGUUUGGUCGAAGAUCAAUGUCCGGCGGACAGGAGAUACGAGUGAGAGGGAAGCGACAUCGAUUCUAUUUGAGCGCGUGCCGUUUUUGUUCUGAGAUACUGUACUGAUGUGAAAUGACCUCGGAAUCGUUGUGCGAAGUCUGAUAUUUCCUAAGUUAUUUAUGAUCCAAGGUAAAGUAGGUAGAAUUUCAAAUGUUGGUUUUUGAUGCAUACUAACUUAUGCACUUACUAGUGCUGGAUCGGUUUUCAGAGUUGUAUUGUAUUGAAAAAAUUCUAUUUUCAAUCCAGUUCUGGUCUCAAAUACAUCUUUACUUGCGAGCACCCCGUCCGUCUCGGGUGGCAGCGUAGACAUGAAAUCCGCCAGUUCCUCAAGUAAGCGAGACCUCGGGGCCCAGGUCCACAAGACGGGCACCGAUGCGGGGGCAAUGAUGAGUAAGCUGGAGGAAGGACUGAAAAACCUGGAGCGCGAAAUAAACGCAGACAAGACCGGCCUCAUCGAAAUGAACACCCACCUUAUUGCGCUGCGGAAGGAGAAAGCCGCACUCGAGGAAAAAAUAAAGAACAUGCAAGACUAUUGCGAUUCACUCGUUAGCGAAGCAAGUAUCGGAGGUGUCCUGAAGCAGUUUGACGGUACUAUUAUUUGAGACCGAAAUAACUUUUCGCUUCUCGUUUUUGCAUCUGCAUAAAAUUUUUCUUUUUGAAAAUCAUUCGGGACGACCAUAAAUUCAUGCCUGAAGGUCAUAGGAAAAAGCAUCGAAAUCGGAAAAAAUCAAAUUCUCUUCAAUGCUGACAGCGAUGGAGGGCUACCUGAAAAAUGCCUAUGGAAAAGUCCGGGAGGGUCACGCAAAGGGAAUCGACAUGCUCAAGAAAGAAUUCGGGUACAUACCGAUGCUUCUUGUGAUGUUGAAGAUUAAGGCUUUAUUCAUUCGUUUGAACAGCUCGCAACGUAGAUUUUGAUUUUGUCGCUUACUAUCGCAGUGAUGCAUGUAUCGAUAGGAAGGAUACAGUGAGAUUCGAAUGACGGAGGGAACUCAAUACAGGAAAAAGAAUAUAGAAAAGACGAAAUUCACUAUUUUGAUGUGCAUGAUCUUCUUCAUCCAGGCAUGAAAAGCAAACGCAAUCUCGCAGGUAUCAUCCAGCAUACAAGCGCGGACACGCAAACGAAUUUUCAGCUUCCUAUUUCACACCUUCAAGCGAUCCCAACAAUCCCAACAAACGGUAAAGAAACAAGGAGCUCACGAGUUUCACUCAUUCACGACCUGCGCUUUUGCUGUCGCAGUCUCAGUCUACAAAGAAAUGCCUCUCGUGAUGAACGGAUCUUACUAGCAAAAUAUUUUUCAUUCUGAAUCUCAUUGAACAACGCACAGCUACUGUUUCGUAUUGUGUUAUCAAUAAGGACAUUGUCAAAUAAAAUGCAGCAGC